CGCAGAAAUAGUUUUAACCGCUUAAGUUAUGUAAUGCGUAAGUUCGGUGUAUUUCGUGCCAACACAGUAGCGAGCGUUGCGAGGGUUGAAACACGCGGAGAAUCGCGCGUUGCUGGCGUUGCGGUGAACGUUCGUUGUUUACAACAAGCGAACAGCUUGUUUUGAUCACGUGACACCUGUGCGCGCUUGGCACAUCGCUCUCUUCCGUUGCCUCCGCUCGCUCCCUCGCAAAGAUGGCAGAUUCGGACGGCGACGGGUUUGAAGAUGCGACUCAGGUUCAAAUCAACCACACGGACCACGACGGCUUCGCCGACCUUCAAGUCGACUUUGCCGAAGAAAUCUCCGUGCCUCUGCAGACCAAGUGGACCUUUUGGGUCGACAAGACGGAGAGUCGGGGCAUCUCUGCUGCUCAGUACGAAGCCAACCUGAAGAAAAUAUACACGGUGAAUACAGUUCAGGGUUUUUGGGCAGUGUUCAACAACAUCCCAGACGUAGCGGAACUGAAGCUGCGGUACACGUACCACUUGAUGCGCGGCGACCGGCGCCCUCUCUGGGAGGAUGCCGGUAACCGGAGGGGCGGUACCUGGAGGGUCAAGUGUUCCAAAAGGGACUCGCCCCUGGUGUGGAAGGAGUUGCUACUGGCUGCCAUUGGGGAGCAGUUUACAGAGGAUGUGGCGCAAGGGGACGAGGUGUGCGGGGUGUCCGUGUGCGUGCGAGACAAAGACGACAUCCUGCAGAUCUGGAACGUGGACUCGCGGCUCAGUGAGGGAUCCACAGUGCUGUCCAAGGCUCACCGUCUCCUGCCAAACGUCUCUUUCCUCGCCGAAUUUUAUAAGCCUCAUCAGUCUCGCCUGGCGUUCGAGGGAGGCCACAGGAAGUCACGCUAGUCAGCAUACGUUGGUGACAACUGUUUGGGUGGUCGAUUUAACCACAGCCAAGAAGGUGAAAGGCACCUACCAUGUCCCCACAGAUGGUUUCGGAAGCAGAGUGCAACCAGCGUAACAGGCGCCGGUUUCACGUUUAUGUGGCAAAAUGGCAAGCAAAGCUAGGGUUUCAUAGCCUCUGCACCACCACUUUGCCUUUCGUUUUGCAUCAUGCAUUACCUCCAGUGUUUGAAGCACACACGUCACGAAAGUUAUCCGGAGAGCAAGUCGUCUGCUUCUUGCACAUGAGUUGAGGCGACGUCAGAACGACACCGAGCUCCGAUUGAAAGGACAGUGGGUAGACCUGGAGCCCAAUGCUAUCAAACGGGACGAAGAAACUGGAACAACACCGUCUGCUGCGAUUGGUCAGCGCCACGCCACCGACCAAUUGCAGCAGACCGCUUUGUCCCAGUUCCUUGGUCCCGCUGUGUAGCAUAGGGCCCCUAAAUGCUAGGUGCCUCAAGGUCUGCCAACUAUUUUCUUUUUUUUUUCCAAUCAGCCAAUAAGAGCUCGGCGUUCUGACAUUGUCGCAACCCCCGUGCAAGAAGCAGACGAACCUUCGCCCCGCAUAGCUUAUGGCCCCUUCCCCUGGCAGAUGCCGAGCGUUCCGUGAUAGCGGUCGGCCUCCGCGAGCGGUCGGUCACGUGAUCCACCCCAGUGGCAUGCGCUGGGGAGCAAAUCAAGCGCGACGCUCCCAGCGCCACCGCUUUCAGAGCGUCUGCUCUCGCUUUUUAACAGUUUCGGUUCCCAUUGCUAUCUUGCUGAAAUCAUGAAGUUCUGAUGGAAACUUCAUGCUUUGACAAAAAAUUUAAUUGUUUACUACUCGAUUAACAGCUACCCCGACGUUAAGACACAAUUUAUUUUUCCUGACAGUUAUAUAAACCUGAUUAAAACUAAAAGCACCUGUACGAGCCAUAGGAUGCUAUUAAGCAAUACAAAAACACGUAUGCCGUAAAGCGAUUGUCAUCUCCGAAGGCGACUUCCAUCUGCGGAGUAUUUGGCGCAUUAUCUUCUAAUUAUUUCAAUUACAUUACAAAGACCACAAAACAAACAAACAACAUACCUAGCUCUUCAUCCGAAUAGGCGCGCACGUCGUCUUCGACGUAACACAAUAUCUUUGGCUUCUUCGCUGGCAAGGUGAACGACUCGACAAACACUUCGCCGAGAACGGCUGCCUCGUCGUCACUCGAGCUGGAGCUAAGCUGAUAUCUUCGUCGCUGUCGCUGAUUUUGCUGUCACUGUUUUAUUAAACCUCCCGAAAUUAACUGUAACGAUGUCAUCGCCGCAGUAUGCUCGGGCGAGUCGUUCAGACGAGGGGAACGAAAGCAAACACACCAAGAGAGCCCACCCAGCAAUCGAAACAAAAAAGCCGCGAAACUCCUUCACUCCCCCUCAGGAAUGUUGAUAACGAAACUGAAACGUUGCGAGUGACUACAGAUCGUACUCCUCCGAAAAAGGCUGCGCGGAAAACUACUCCGGACCACUCGACGCGCUCUGCCACUUUUCCACGGAUCGGUUGGAGACUGGCUCCAGAUCUACAAGCGGCACAUGGAGAGAUUGCUCGCACCUUGCGAGGGGAACAAGAAUCCGCUCGGCGAGCGCUCGCUCUUUGCCACGGGAAGGGGCUAUUAUUAUCAGACAAAGCUUCCUAUACUUAAGUGAACACCCUUCUGAAUUAACUGUGGCUUUAGCUGUGCACGGCGAGAUCUUCUUGUGUGGUUUAUCUUGUGUUAUACAUUGGUUAAGGUUGAAGUCAGAAGAGUAGUGCAAAGAGGACUCUUAUAAAAAACAAGCUGCAGAUCACGAGGUACCGACAUUGCUGGUACCUCGUCGUCUGCUACUUGCCUUCUUUAUAGCGCCACGAUAUGCUCAUCGUGCUCCGAGAAAAAGGGACACCACUCCGUCCCUUGAACGUCGGCCUGGCAAAAUAUGGUGCGCAGGUCUUUUUUGUAGGUAGACAGAGGGUUGUUGCAUUAGUCAUUCUUAAGGAAACAGUUUUUCUUUUGUUUACGACCAUGUGAGACAUAGACAAAGUUUUGUUUAAAUUUUGCUCUGUCAAAGCGAGAGUUUAAGUUUUUAUUGAAUGAUACGUCAUGCUACUGAACGUGCCACAUUUUGCAACACAAGAGUUCCUGUGCUAUAUUUGACGGUGCUUUUUCGUGCAUUUGUCAAUAGUUGACAAGUUCCUCCUGCAGGCAGCUUAUUCCCAUGUUGUGGUCAAGAGACGUGGGAAUGUUUCGUGGGCAUCAUAACUGUUGCUUGAAAAGUGCCUUUCCUUGCACAGAUAAGGAGGUUGCGUGCAGGUGCUAGGAUGCAAAGUGAUGCCACUUGAUCUUGUUAACUAGCAACUUUAUAUCGGAACACUUGGGUGCGGAAGUUUAAAGCAAAGAGCCAGCAGUGCUGCUUCCGAAUUUUGUUUCAUUUUUAAGCAGAUUUUAUGUUUGUUUGAUUGCUCUCGCUUACUGCGUCAGCCUGAGCAAGACUUUGAUGUUUACACUAGCCAAACCACAGCCUGUUUCUCCGGAGACUGUACAGUGCAGUGGAAUUGACCUGUAUUAAAGCUUUUUAUGAAAUAUG
Ixodes scapularis (black-legged tick) is the source of this 3500-nucleotide messenger RNA. Its product is annotated as eukaryotic translation initiation factor 4E type 3. The record is from RefSeq and is a predicted model, not a curated record. Gene Ontology annotation, cellular component: eukaryotic translation initiation factor 4F complex. Gene Ontology annotation, biological process: translational initiation. Gene Ontology annotation, molecular function: RNA 7-methylguanosine cap binding; translation initiation factor activity. Bases 234 to 887 code for a protein of 217 amino acids. The transcript is spliced from 6 exons. NCBI's taxonomy places the organism in Eukaryota, Metazoa, Arthropoda, Arachnida, Ixodida, Ixodidae.